AUGGAGUCUUUAGCAUACAGUUUUUCUAUUGCCAAUAGGAAUAACCCAAAACACGACGGAAAGAAAAAUCACUACGCUAAGUAUCAAAAUCAGAAGACAUUUGAAAUUGAACUCUUGAAAGAUUCUAGAAACAACCACCGAAUAUCUAUGGCUGAAGAAGGUUCUAGAAAUGAGAUUCUGAGACUGUUGUCUCAAUUGCUACUGCACAACUCAUUUUACCACUUCACUCAGCCUCCAGUGCAGAAUUUUCAGAGAUCGUCUGGUGGCUUCAUUCAUGCUUUUGAGGUUUCUCCAACUGCGAGGUCUGGAAAGGAUUAA
This is a messenger RNA of Fraxinus pennsylvanica, 318 nucleotides long. The record is from the annotation of a GenBank genome assembly. Lineage: Eukaryota; Viridiplantae; Streptophyta; Magnoliopsida; Lamiales; Oleaceae.